UCUGCCUCAAUGUCACAGAUGUUGUGGUAGUACUCUAAUGGAUUGUCAGCUGCUUGGAGAAGUACAUCAAAAAACAAUUCUGCACUGGAAUUACAGAGACUUUGACAAAUUUCCUGAUGAACUACACUAUGCAGAAUGUAUAACAGAUCUGUAUUUAAAAGAGAAUCAUAUCACUACAUUGCCCACUUGGAUAGGUUCACUGAAGCAGCUAACUGGUUUAUACCUGUUUCAAAAUAAGCUGAACUUUCUACCACAUGAAAUAGGUGAUUUGUGCAAUUUGACUGUUCUUGAUGUUGCGCACAACUUCCUGUCUGUGUUGCCAGAAAGUCUUUGCAAAUUAAGUAACCUCCAAGAAUUGUCUCUCUCCAGGAAUAGACUUGUAUAUUUGCCUAAAGAUUUAGGUCAACUCACCUCUCUUCGCUGCCUUCUUGUUGAUGGAAACCACUUAUCACAUUUGCCUAAUAGUAUCGGGCAACUGUCACAACUACAGUGCUUAAAUGUGUCCAGUAAUUUUCUGAAGUGGCUUCCAAUGGUAACACUUCCUGCUGGAUGUGAACUGGAUGUCAGCAAUAAUACAACUCUCACAUUUUUGCCUGCAGAGAUGCUGACUCUUCUCCCAAGGAUAAAACUGGAUGGGUGCUGCCAGGAAUGGCGCUACGUGCUGAAAGAACCAAGACUCCUAAUACUGCAGCAAAACAGCAGCUUUGCAAGUAUGAGCUUGCCACUGCCCGCUCCUAUGCUGGGCUGCUGUCGAUGCCAGUGUUCCCAUCCACAGGCUCCGCCACUCCAGGAACUUUGCCUUAGGAAACUACACAGCGUGUUCACAGAUGUGGAGGGUUCCAGACUCACAGAGCCUGCAGCCUUAUGUGCCUGCUGUGGUGUCCCUGUCUAUCUAGUUGGAGCAGCACGAAUCUGGCUGUGCAGUGACAUUGAGCCUUUGCUGGUGAUGGAGCUCCACUGCAGUGUAUACUGUGCACGCUCAUGCAGCACAGUAUUAACCCCAGAACUCAAUUUUCAAUGCUGUACUUACACAGGAUAUCCUAAAAAUUGUGAUUGCUUUUCAAGAAACAUCAUACAACACUUUUAAAAUGAAUGCACUGGUGAUACAUUUGGUGUUGUGCACAGGAAUUUCACAGAUAAUUUACUAUGAGAAAUAAAGUCAUGAUAACAUUCUAAUAUUUCUCAAGAAUACGGAGUUGUCAUACAGAGAGAAAUACUAUGUUUAUAUUAUUUGGAUAUGGAGUUCAGGAGUAGUGACUGUUUAAACACCCCUAUGCAUAUUGUAAUUAGUUAACUCUCCUCAUAGCACCUACAGGAGUGGUAAGUAAGAGAUUGUGAUAUAUUCUGAGAUUUGUCACUUAAUAAUGGAUCUUGACACUUUGCAAGCAUGCUUUCAUACAAUAAUUCAGGUUUUUCAGCAUCUCCAUAACUUUCUCCUGUGGGUUAAACACAUUAGUCACACUUUGUGCCUUAUUUGAAUACAUCCAAUACUUCCUUUAGUCUUAUUUCAUAUAGCUCCUACACAUUUGUGUAAUAUUCUAGGACAGGUCAAACGAACAUUUUGUAAGCAAUCUCAUUUGUAGGCUGAUUGCAUUUUCCCAGUAUUCUACCAAUGGCAUGAAGUCUGCCACUUGCUUCAACUAUUAAUGAGACUAUGAGAUAACUCUAUUUUAUAUCCUUUUAAAUGUUUCCACCCACGUAUUUGCAUGAAUUCACAGAUUCCAACUGUGACUCUUUUUCAUUUUGCUAAGUAUACAGUUUUACAUAUCUGGGCACUUAAAGCAAGUUGCUCAUCUUUGUGCCAUAUUGAAGUCUUUUCAAAAUCUGACUUAAUAUUUGUCUCAAUUUUUUCAGGUAGUACUCCAUUAUAGAUAAAUUC
Molecule: messenger RNA, 1879 nt
Organism: Schistocerca cancellata (South American locust)
Lineage: Eukaryota; Metazoa; Arthropoda; Insecta; Orthoptera; Acrididae
Product: leucine-rich repeat-containing protein 1-like
Exons: 5
Coding region: 38-1087 (349 amino acids)
Molecular function (GO): protein binding
Source: RefSeq, a predicted model, not a curated record